GAAGUGCGUCAUAGCGCGCGUCUGUUUGGAUGUGGAAAGCCGAGACCUAAAAUUGGGGGUUGAUCUCUGAGGACAUGGAUCGAUACCUGCUUCUGGUGAUCUGGGGGGAAGGAAAAUUCCCGUCGGCGGCCAGUAGGGAGGCAGAACAUGGGCCAGAGGUGUCGUCGGGUGAGGGUACUGAGAAACAGCCGGAUUUCACAGCAGCAAAUGUUUAUCACCUCUUGAAAAGAAACAUUAGUGCUUCAAUUAAUCCAGAAGAUAGUACUUUCCCUGCCUGUUCAGUGGGUGGUAUACCUGGUUCCAAGAAGUGGUUCUUUGCAGUGCAGGCAAUAUAUGGAUUUUAUCAGUUUUGUAGUUCUGAUUGGCAAGAGAUACCUUUCGAUACAGAAAAAGAUAAAAUUGAAGAUGUUCUUCAAACAAAUAUCGAAGAAUGCUUGAGUGCUGUUGAGUGUUUUGAAGAAGAAGAUAGUAAUAGCAGGGAAUCAUUAUCCUUGGCUGAUCUCUAUGAAGAAGCUGCAGAAAAUUUGCAUCAGUUAUCAGACAAGCUUCCUGCUCCUGGUAGAGCAAUGGUAGAUAUAAUACUAUUGCCUUCUGAUAAAGAUCCUCCUAAAUUGAAAGACUGUUUACCUACUGUAGGAGCAUUAAAACAUUUGAGAGAAUGGUAUUCAGCAAAGAUCACUAUAGCAGGAAAUCAUUGUGAAAUAAACUGUCAGAAAAUUGCAGAAUACCUUUCUGCUAAUGUUGUAUCUUUAGAAGAUCUCAGAAAUGUUAUUGACUCAAAGGAAUUAUGGAGGGGAAAAAUACAGAUAUGGGAAAGAAAGUUUGGAUUUGAAAUUAGUUUUCCUGAAUUUUGUUUAAAGGGAGUCACACCUCAGAAUUUUAGUACAUCUAACUUAAAUACUGACUUCCUUGCCAAAAAGAUAAUACCAUCAAAGGAUAAGAAUAUUUUGCCAAAGGUUUUCCAUUAUUAUGGCCCUGCUUUAGAAUUUGUGCAGAUGAUAAAAUUAUCAGAUCUACCCUCCUGCUAUAUGUCGGACAUUGAAUUUGAGUUAGGAUUGACAAACAGUACCAAACAGAAUUCUGUGUUGCUGUUGGAGCAGAUUUCUUCUCUGUGUAGCAAGGUUGGUGCUCUUUUUGUAUUGCCAUGUACCAUUAGCAACAUACUUAUUCCACCUCCCAACCAACUCAGUUCAAGAAAAUGGAAGGAAUAUAUAGCUAAAAAGCCUAAAACAAUCAGUGUUCCAGAUGUUGAAGUGAAAGGAGAGUGUUCAAGCUAUUAUCUCUUGUUACAAGGUAAUGGCAAUAGAAGAUGUAAAGCCACAUUGAUUCACUCAGCCAACCAGAUCAAUGGCUCAUUUGCACUCAGUUUAAUUCACGGAAAGAUGAAAACAAAGACAGAAGAAGCCAAAUUGAGUUUUCCUUUUGACUUGUUAUCACUUCCACAUUUUUCUGGGGAGCAGAUUGUACAAAGAGAGAAACAGUUAGCUAAUGUUCAAGUUUUAGCUUUGAAAGAAUGCCUAAAAAGGAGAAAGUUGGCAAAACAGCCUGAAACAGUUUCUGUUGCUGAACUCAAAAGCCUGUUAGUACUCACAAGGAAACACUUUUUAGAUUAUUUUGAUGCUGUGAUUCCUAAAAUGAUUCCAAGAAAGAUGGACAAAUUGAAAACCUUCAAUAUAUUAAAUGAUUUUAGUCCAGUGGAACCUAAUUUCUCAAGUCUAAUGGAAACCAAUCCUCUGGAAUGGCCAGAAAGGCAUGUUCUUCAAAAUUUGGAAACUUUUGAAAAAACGAAACAAAAAAUGAGAAGUGGUUCAUUACCUCAUUCAUCUGAACAGUUGCUAGGCCACAAAGAGGGUCCUCGGGACUCAAUCACAUUAUUGGAUGCUAAGGAACUGCUGAAGUACUUUACCUCAGAUGGAUUACCCGUUGGAGAUCUUCAACCUUUACCCAUUCAAAAGGGGGAAAAGACUUUUGUUUUGACACCAGAACUUAGUCCUGGGAAACUUCAGGUCUUACCUUUUGAGAAAGCCUCAGUAUGUCAUUAUCAUGGAAUUGAAUAUUGCUUGGACGACCGAAAAGCUUUAGAAAGAGAUGGAGGAUUUUCUGAACUUCAGUCUCGUCUUAUUCGUUAUGAAACUCAAACCACCUGCACCAGAGAAAGUUUUCCAGUACCUACUGUGUUGAGCCCUCUUCCAUCUCCUGCAGUUUCAUCAGAACCUGGAAGCGUCCCUGACGGAGAAGUUUUACAAAAUGAACUUCGAACUGAAGUAUCCCGAUUGAAACGGAGAUCUAAAGAUCUGAAUUGCCUUUAUCCCAGAAAAAGACUUGUGAAAUCUGAAGGUUCAGAGUCUCUUCUUUCUCAGACAAGUGGUAACAGUAAUCACCAUCAUCAUCAUGUAACAUCCAGAAAGCCAGAAACAGAGCGGUCCUUACCAAUUACUUGUCCAUUGGUUCCAGUUCCUAGCUGUGAAACUCCAAAACUUGCUAUAAAGACCAAUUCAGGUCAAAAAAGUAUGCAUGAAUCAAAAACAUCAAGGCAAAUUAAGGAAUCAAGAUCACAGAAACACACACGGAUACUGAAAGAAGUAGUUACUGAAACCCUGAAGAAACACAGUAUUACCGAGACUCAUGAAUGUUUCACUGCAUGCAGCCAGCGUCUCUUUGAAAUCUCUAAGUUCUAUCUAAAGGAUCUUAAAACUUCAAGGGGUCUAUUUGAAGAAAUGAAGAAAACAGCAAACAACAAUGCUGUACAGGUAAAGUUAUUCCCAAGAAACUAUAUUCAAUUAAAUUGGUAUUUUAUUUCAGGGUUGCUCUGAUGCCAUUAUAUAUGCAGCAAUAAUUAGUUACUGGUCUUUUUCAACUCUGUCCCUGUGAAAACUCUUUAAGAAACUUAAUAAUAGGCUUAUAUAGGCUGAGUAUUUUAUAGUAUUUAAUAGGUUAGUCUGUCAACAAAAGAGUUUCCAAAGUGAUGCUAAGAAAGCAAAAGAAAAAAUAAAUUAUCUGACGUGCUGGAAAAACCAAUCCAUUUUUGGUUAGCUAUUUUCAAAGUUUAGUUUAUUUGAUUGACCAUAUGAAACAUAUUUUUAUAUAAAGGUGAGAAAAUGGAGCAGAAUCUUCAUUUCAUUCAGUGAGGACGAUAUUAUACUCAGUAUUGAAAGUCCAACAAAAAUGUUCUUCCAUUACAAAAUAAAAUGUGUUUUUUAGUAUAAGAUUUCAGUAUCUUCCUUUUUAUUUUAACUUUUCUACCAUGUUCUUUUGAAGUU
Messenger RNA from Piliocolobus tephrosceles (Ugandan red Colobus), 3260 nucleotides. It is a transcript of the gene MTBP, whose product is annotated as MDM2 binding protein. The record is from RefSeq and is a predicted model, not a curated record. The transcript is spliced from 21 exons. Gene Ontology annotation, biological process: traversing start control point of mitotic cell cycle; protein localization to kinetochore; regulation of protein ubiquitination. The coding region runs from base 75 to 2813 and encodes 912 amino acids. NCBI's taxonomy places the organism in Eukaryota, Metazoa, Chordata, Mammalia, Primates, Cercopithecidae. Gene Ontology annotation, cellular component: kinetochore.